Molecule: messenger RNA, 312 nt
Organism: Lycium ferocissimum
Lineage: Eukaryota; Viridiplantae; Streptophyta; Magnoliopsida; Solanales; Solanaceae
Exons: 2
Coding region: 1-312 (103 amino acids)
Source: RefSeq, a predicted model, not a curated record
AUGGAACAACUUCCUGGUUUUGAAGAUCCUAUUGUCCCAAACCAUGUUUGUCUGCUCAAGAAAGCUCUUUACAGAUCGAAACAAGCUCUUAAAGCUUGGUUUCAAAAGUUCAGUUCAUAUCUUCUUCACCUUGAUGCCGACUGGGCUGGUUGCCCCCUAACUAGACGAUCCACCACAGGUCUUUGUGUCUUCCUUGGCUCCAACUGCAUAUCAUGGUUCCCAAAGAAACAAAAUACAGUGACAAAGUCUAGUGCUAAGGUAGAGUACAGGUCGUUGGCUUCACUUGCUGCGGAGCUCACAUGGGUUACUUAG